Molecule: messenger RNA, 1980 nt
Organism: Cyprinus carpio (common carp)
Lineage: Eukaryota; Metazoa; Chordata; Actinopteri; Cypriniformes; Cyprinidae
Product: fibronectin type III domain-containing protein 10-like
Source: RefSeq, a predicted model, not a curated record
AUCAGAACUGAUGACGGCUCGUGACGAGAGUGAACGAGAGGAAACAUGAUCAUUAAUAGUGACGCGCGCGCGUGCUCCUGGACAGAUGCUCGCUCCCGUUCGGCGGCUGCAGCGCGAGGUUGUUCUCGUUCUCUGGGGUCGUCGCCAUGGCGACCGCGCUAUUCUCCGCAUCUGUGAACGUUUAAGCGUUAAUCAGACAUGGCACGUCGUCAGGGAUCGGUUCUGCUCCGCUGCGCGGUUCUGCUGGUUCUCAGAGGCGGGAGUUCUGCUUUACCGAACCGGGCCAGCGGCGAUGCGCAACACGACACCAGCGACAGUAAUAACACCAAUAAAUACUCCAAUCAAGACUCUCUGGGAAUCACCGAGCGCUGGCCAAAGCUGCAGGACAACAGCAGUGCUGUGAGACGCUGGCGUGUUCUGGGGGACCCCGGGCCCUUGUGCGCUUACCGCACUCUCGGCGCUGAUGACCCCGAGCGACUGUGCUUCCGCUACGCCCAAACUGACUUCAGGUGCGCUAGCGCUAGCUGUCGACAGGUGAGCUCACCUGGAGGGCAACUCACGGCGAAUAUUCUGACCAACGGAAGUGUGUUCAUCCAGUGGACGGUCGCUCACGAGGCCCCGCCGAGGGGCCCCGCUCCGGGUCAGACGGGCGGGUUCAGGCUCAGCUGCUGGUGGAACGGAAGCUACACGCAGUUCGAAUGCGCCGGCGUUCAUUUAGGCUCCGGCUGCAGGGAUUAUCUACUCGACGAGCUGCACAUGAACGUGCCCUACCGGCUGUGCGUGCGGCCCUACGCCCUCGAGCGGGACGAGGCCUGCGUGGAGUUCAGCCUCGCGCCCGGCGGGAUGCAGGACAUCGUCAUCGCCAUGACGACGGUGGGCGGAGCCAUCUGCGUGAUGCUGGUCAUCAUCUGCCUGCUGGUGGCGUACAUCACCGAAAACAUCAUGAACCCGACGGCGCAGCACUCGCACAGAUCACACUUAAACACGCACCUGUGAAAACACAAGCACAAGCAUCGCCAUCAAACACCGUUAUCGUCACGCAAACACACACGCACACUUUCCUACAACUCAGGAGCGGAAUCCAUGUCAAACUCCUGAGAUGCACUUUCACGACACUACUUACCGGCUGUGUUCGGAAUAGAGUACUUACCUACUAUUUAACGAAUACUGCGCGGCACUGUUCUGAAAUGUCAGCGUGCUACCCAUCAUGAUGCAUGUGAGUGGCGUCCAGUUCGUAGAAAAGACAUGUUGUAACGCAAUUUAACAUUUUGGCAAUCACGUAAGGAGUCUUGAAAGGGGAUACAGUGUACCGCAGAAAUAGUAGGAAUAAUAUGACAGUAUGCUCUUCCGAACAUAGCCAUCCCUUACGAAAAUUAACCAGGGUUUUAUUGUAGUAAAAGUGUACAGUAUAGUGGUGUAUCGAUAACCAUCUGCAUAACCACAGUUUUACUACAAAUACCACGGUUAAACUAUGGUUAGCGCUGGAAAACCAUGUGGUUACCGUGGUUUUACUAUAGUAACCAUGGUAAAUGUUCAUAAGGGAUACGCUUAGCUAUACACCGACAAGCUUUUUCCUGUGUUUAUGUGCAUUUUCAUCUAUAGUCUCGUUUAAUAAUCCCAUUUACCAGAAAAACUGUGCACUCAUCCAUAUUUAGAAUGAUAGCUAUGUUAAUAUUUGUUUUAGAAAUGCAAAAUAACGGCAUAUGAUGGCUUUGUGUAAGGUAAUAACGGUGUUUUCAGGCUAGUAAGGAAGAAAAGCUGCUUCAGUUUUAUCCGAGGGACGCUGUAGUUUUGUACUCUGUGUGUCAAACCCAAUAAUUUACAGUAUGCCUUAUCUUUACACAACUCUUCUUAUUCUGAGUUAGUAAUAUUCACCAAAAUAAGGACCCACUGACUGGCUGAACAGCCAUUUGAAUACUGUGCUUUCUUCCUCUGUUAUAUAACCCUUUUGUGUCAAUAAAAGAGGGUGAAUUUAAUAAA